AUGCAUACACUCUGUGCGCUCCUCCUCCUCCUGUUCCUGCCCUACCGGGUACGGGAUACCCAGCCUGGAUCUUCGGUACUGGCUCCGCUGGCCCCCCACGUCGCUUCCUGCGCUCGAGAAGUCCUGCACGCCGCGCUCUCAUUCGCCAUCCCCUUGGCGCUAUCCUUUCUACAGGCUUACGGCGGUCAGAUUCUACUCGGUCUCGAACUGCGCGAGCUCUUCCAGCUCUUGGUCUGGUUCUUGCGGCACCGCGGAUGGUAUAGGGCACCUCUACUGCCCUUUCCGCUGACGCGUGCAAAACGGCGCCAUCCGGUCUGCAACGUCUUCGUGACCGGCUUGCCUUGUAAAGGCGUCUUGAUCAGAGUCCCUUUCUAUGCAACAACGGCUUGGGUGGUCAACGAGCUCAAGCGGCGGCACCGCGGUUAUCUCGGAAAAUCGAUAACCUAUACGCUCAUCCUCCAUUCGGCAACCGAUUCGUUCCCUCGCCCACUACAACCCUCUCAGAACCUCUUACUGGCCGGCAUGUGCGACAAUUCGACCAUCGAGGUGCGAUACUGCUUGCGCGGCGGCGCCCGUAACGCUUCUGCUGGUCCCUCUGCGUCUACCACGGCCGGUCCCUCGAACCAUUCUUCAUCCUCAGAGACCGAGGAGUCUUCGGACGAGGAGAUCCGGUAUAUCACCCGGAAUCAAUGCCCGAUCUGCCUCAAGAAGUUCACGGGAGCGAAAGGCGUCCAGCAGCACCGCGGCGCAGUGGAAAAGUGCGCCUUAGCCAAAAGCGUGCGCUACAAGUUUGUGCGCGAGGGCUCACGCGCUGGCACCACCGCGCCGGAUGGACGAAGCUCAUCCUCCGAAUCCGACCAGGCGCUACCUAGCGAAGAGGACGACUUGCAGGGCGCCGAUGGCUCGGAUCGAGCGUCCGAUGCAGGAGGCAUGGAGGUUGAGGACGAGGAGCCCAGAUUAAUCGAGGAUGAAGGUGUUGAGGUGAAGGCGUUUCACGAGGAGGAGGGUUCAGGCGAUGAGGGCGAGGGAUAUGACCCACCGGAGGAUCCGCCGGCGCGGUUGUUAUGGGAUGACGACGACGACGAUGACGAUGACGACGGUCUGUGGGGGGACGGGCAGCAUGGGCGCGCAUAUGCGCGAGGGAGAAAUCUUGAAGACGACGUCUUCAGAGAGGAAGUGAAGGAGGAGGAGGAGGAGGAGGAGGAACGACGUAUGCGGUAUAGCGACGACGAGGAUGAGGAGGACGAUACGCCUCCACCCAGGCCGCGCGGCGCACACCAUGCGAUCUCGACACUCCGCCCUCCACCACAUUCGAGAUCCCCUUCCCCGCCAGGCUCAUCUCCGCCCCCUCCAGGCUCGACGCCUCCACCACCGGGUUCAUCCCCGCCUCCGCCAGGUUCAUCCCCACCUCCACCGGGUUCAUCCCCGCCGCCACCGGGCUCUUCCCCGCCGCCACCGGGCUCUUCCCCGCCGCCACCGGGCUCAUCCCCGCCGCCACCGGGCUCAUCACCACCUCCUCCGGGCUCAUCACCACCUCCAGCUGACGCACAGCAGCCGAGGAGAGUAGUCCGCUUUCCUGGUCGCGCGGGCGAGGUACUCAACCCGAACCGUGCCCCAGGUGAUCCGUUCAGCGACUACGAGGCUCGAAUGGGAAGGGACGUAGACCCCGCGAACCCCUAUUCUCCAUUCCAGACCAAGAUGGAUUGGGAUGUAGCGGAAUGGGCCAAGACCCAGUCCAUAGGCGCCAACCAGCUCACCGCGCUCCUCAAGAUUCCUACGCUCGUCCAGAAGCUUGACCUACAGUUUCACGACAAUACGGGCUUGAACCGUAUACUCGACGAAGACCUCCCACCGCGCGCCGACUUUAAGCGCCUCACGUACUCGCUUGGCAGCGAGAAGCUCGAUCUCUACAUGCGGGACUCGCUCGAGGUCCUACGAGAGCUGUACGGGCGGCCCGAAUUCGCGCGUUACAUGGUCUACGCGCCCGAGAAGCACUACGUCAUCGAUGGAGGCGAGGAGGAACGAAACUAUUCGGAUAUGCAUACUGGUUUAUGGUGGUGGUGGAUUCAAAAAAAGAUAGAACGGAAACGGCCAGGCGCCACCAUUGUACCCCUCAUCAUUUCCUCCGACAAAACCCAACUUACCCUCUUCCGUAAUCGCUCCGCCUACCCCGUCUACCUCACCAUCGGCAACAUCCCGAAGGACAUACGCCGCAAGACCUCGCUUCAAGGCAUGGUGCUUCUCGGGUACCUUCCGUGCACCAGCUUGAAGGGGAUCAAGAACGACGACAUCCGACGCCGCGCCCACAUCAACCUUUUCCACCGCUGCAUGUCCGCCAUCCUGGCGCCGCUCAAGGCCAAGUCGAAGAAGGGUGUCGUUUUGACAUCGGGCGACGGCGCCAAGCGGCGGUGCCAUCCUCUCCUCGCUGCUUACGUCGGGGAUUAUCCCGAGCAAGUUCUCGUAGCCGGCGCCCUGUACGGCACAUGCCCCAAAGGGACGAUGGAUCGCUCGCUCUUCGGCACUGCGCUCGACUGCCCCCUCCGGAACGCCGCCACGGCUAAUGCCGCGCUCCGCCUGCAGGACGACGAAGACAAUGCCGCCGAAUUCAUAGAGGCUUGCCAAAACGCCGGCGUCAAGCCCAUCAACCCCUUCUGGAAGGACUGGGCUUACGCGAAUAUUUAUCAAGCUCUGCAGCCCGACAUCCUCCAUCAGCUCUACCAAGGAAUGGUCAAGCACCUGAUCGCGUGGCUUAAGGACGUCUAUGGCGAGAAGGCCAUCGACGACCGCUUCAAGUGCCUCCCCGCCAACCACCAGCUCCGACACUUCCAGAAGGGCAUAUCAGUCCUAGCGCGUGUCUCUGGCACCGAGCACCAGGACAUUUGCCGCGUUCUGCUCGGCGUCAUCGCUGACAUACCCCUUCCCGGCCCCGAUCCUCAUCGUGCUCGUGCCCGCCGCGUUGUGCGGGCAACACGCGCCUUGCUCGAUUUCGUCUACCUCGCCCAGGCGCCGGAAGCAUCUGAGGGCACCCUCACCGACCUCACGGACGCGCUCAGGAAAUUCCACGACUACAAGGACGUCUUCAAGACUCUCGGUGCACGCGAGCACUUCAAUUUCCCCAAGAUGCACGCGAUCUCGCACUAUGUGCGACAAAUCAAGCUCUUCGGCACCGCGGACGGCUACAACACCUCGUAUUCUGAACGCUUACACAUCGACUACACCAAAUCUGCUUACCGCGCGACAAACCGGAAGGACGAGUACCCUCAAAUGACGGUCUGGCUCCAGCGGCGCGAGCAGAUACGCGCCCACCAGGCCUAUAUCGACUGGCGCCUCCGAGAUCCCGCCGACGACAACGCACACCCACGCAUACGCCUCCCGCGCGCAAUUCGGUUCAAGAAUACCGUCGCCAACGAAGCCAGCGUCCGGAGACUCACAUUUGAGCAGGCCGAGCAGCGCUACGGCGUUACGGACUUCGAACGCGUGCUCAAAGAGUGCAUUCUCAAGUUGCAGGACCCCGAGGACACCGACCAACAUAUCGCGCUAUUGGCACGGGAUUUCCCCACCCCGUGCUCUUUCAUCCGCGCCCAUCACCGCAUGAAGUUCUGGCACCCCGACCCCUUCGAACGCACAGGCGACUUCGUGGCAGAGCUGCCAGACUCGGUCAUCGCCAGACCUCGCUAUCGGGACACGCAGGGGAGGAUGGUUCACGGGCAGUUUAGUACUGCGUUGAUUGACGAGUUUGGAGAGGGUGGACUUAUAGGUAUUGAAGGAUACCGCGUUGGGCGAGUACGCCUCAUUUUCAGCCUUCCCGAGGAGGUGGACGUGCUCUUCGACGACGACGACGACAUCCCCACCCAUUUCGCCUAUAUCGAGUGGUUCACCCCCUUCCGCAACGAGCACAAGAGCCCCGAUCAUCAAAUGUACCGCGUCGAACGUGUACGCCUCGGCCCUGAACAAGAACCGCUAGUUUCCAUCCUUCCCAUCGACCGCAUCCGCCGCAGUAUCUCCCUCCUACCCCGCAUCGACACUCGCAACGUACCCUCAUCGUACACGAAGGACAACAUCUUGGACAAGUGUAGAUGGUUCUAUGUGAACCCCUUUUCCGAUAGACACGCUUACAUUACAGUGAAGUAG
Peniophora sp. CBMAI 1063 is the source of this 4131-nucleotide messenger RNA. The record is from the annotation of a GenBank genome assembly. Lineage: Eukaryota; Fungi; Basidiomycota; Agaricomycetes; Russulales; Peniophoraceae.